This is a messenger RNA of Plectropomus leopardus (leopard coralgrouper), 747 nucleotides long. RefSeq names its product testis expressed 47 (gene tex47). Lineage: Eukaryota; Metazoa; Chordata; Actinopteri; Perciformes; Serranidae. The record is from RefSeq and is a predicted model, not a curated record.
AUGACUUCUUCCCAAAAAACCAGGAGCUUUUCUUGGGGAAACAGAGACCCGGAGGAGGCAGAAGUGACCAUGUUUGAUGUGUUUCACGGGGAGAUGAGAGAGAGGAUCGUGCUACAGAGGCUGAUAGUGAUUGCCCGGCUCCCCCGCGAUCGUGCUGACAGGACAGAACCAGGAGCUCAUUAUGAAAAACUCAACUUUCAGCUCAACAAACAGUACAUAUGGGAUCAAAUGACGGGGCUGCUGUUAAUCUAUCCGUCCUGUCUGCUGCAUGUCAUUGAAUCUUCCAGGGAGGUUCUGGUUUCUGUUUUGAAAGAUCUUAAAGACAUGCAACAACAGCCAGACGGCGCCUUGCUGGAAGCUCCCAAGGUUGUGUUCAUGGCACAUAACCCUCAGAGCCGGCUGUUUCAACAGUGGAGCUACAAGGUGCUGGAUGCAGAUGAGGAGGUGAGGGACUCUGGGGUUAAGAGACUGGAGGAGGAGGAGGAGAGCACAGAGAGUCUGGUUUGCACGGUCCUGUCAGCGCUGCAGAAACUGGGUGAGCACCUCGAGACAUCUAAAAAGGCUGCUCCUGGGUCAGUGCUGGAUGAGAGUCCGGAGCUGAUCGUCUCUCAGGAGGUUCUCCUAAAACUUUUGACCCGAGACGAGCUCCAGACUCCACAACAACACCUACAGAUGUACAACUCAUCAUUAAGCACCACCAUGGACUUUGGACAAGUUGUACGAAGCAGCUGCCUCACAACAGUUUAA